Messenger RNA from Clonostachys rhizophaga, 933 nucleotides. The record is from the annotation of a GenBank genome assembly. Lineage: Eukaryota; Fungi; Ascomycota; Sordariomycetes; Hypocreales; Bionectriaceae.
AUGGCCAUUGCCUGCGAGGCCCUCGAAUUGAUUAGGCUCGCCGCCAAGGACAUCGAGGGCAUUGUCAGUAAAGCGGAUGUUGACUUACGUGCGUACUACACCGCAUUGCCUACAUAUCUACGCCUCCCUUCGUCGCCAAAGGUCUGUGCGCUUCCUCAUAUCUACUUGGCCCAACCCCUGAUCCAGAAGAAACGGGGCAGAAGGCGAACAAAUGAUAGCUCGGCCACUGAUAGUGCGGCCAGUCCCGGCGAGAGCCUAUACCUCAAUCAGCACAUGGAAAUAUGCCGUCACUCUGCAGCUCAAAUAUCUAGGUUGAUGCAUGUCUAUAAACAGCACUACACUCUGCGUCAAAUACCCAUUGCUGCCGUACACCUUUCGUUCGCGGCAGCAGUUAUUCACCUCAUCGACGCUCGUCCCACGAACCCGAACUGGGACCAAGCUGUGCGGCACCUCAAGACCUGCGUUGAUGCGCUCAAGGACUUGCGGACACCCUGGUGCGCUUGGGCAGACCGGUCGUUGCGGGGUGUGCAUUUGUUGGCCCUGGACUGGUAUCAAUGUGACGAUGUGUCGCAACUUAAGAAGGACCGCCACAGUGGCGAGGAUGAUGCUUCUCAUACACUAUUAAGGGCUACCCGUGUACACAUGCCCGAGGCAACGAGUCCAAAUCAGACUGACGAUGGCGGUUAUUCAACUUCAUGGGGUCACAGCAAGUCGAGACUCUAUACUGUCGACGAAACCGAAGGUUACGCUGCACCAUCAAAUAUUUCUGGGCAACCAGAACCUGAAAACUUCUGGGCUUCCUUAUUUGAACAUACGGAUGCGGAUCUGGAUAUGAAUGGCAUGGUCAGAGAAUGGCUGUCUGACAGAUGGUAUGACUGGUCUUUAACAGGAUUCGAGGCAGAUGGAGGCGGUGGCAACCCAAAUGAGCUCUAA